AUGGGUCAACCUGAGCCGCCGUCGUCCCUCGACAAUUCGUGCUCUGUCAUUCAUGACAACACUCUCUACGUCUACACGCCUGAGGCGUUUCUUUCGAUUCGCUUGGAGGAAGGAGCUGAAUGGGAAGAGUUGAGCUACGGUGAAUCCGUAGAGGGCGCCACAUGCGUUGGCGCAUCGCCGCCGGACCCCAAUGCUGCUGGUUUUUGGGUAGUGGGGGGCGCAGGUGGCUCAACAGGUCUGCAAAAGUACACAUUCUCCUCCAGAGAAUGGUCUUCACCAACUCCACGCGAUGAUGUCGUCAAAGAUCGCCAGCACCAUAGCUCUGUAUACAUCAAAGCCAAUGAUGAGAUCUUGGUUUUCGCCGGAACAAGGGAUGGCUCAGCUUCCGCCACACUCGAGACGUUCUCGAUUGACGCGUCAGAGCCCUUUGGCGUGUCGAGUCACGAUCCCAACGGCGCUCCCAACGCCGUGCGCCCCUAUCUCCUCAGGUGGACCGAUGCGGAUGCCGUAAUGGUUGGCGGUGGAGCCGAGAACACCAAGGUCUUCCUGUUCAAUCCUACUGCUGGGUGGAGAGACUUUGGGGCCAGUCUCGCAGACCCUAUCACCAAGGACGCCAGUCAGGUCGGGGCCGCCAUCGCCCAUGGCUCCGAUGGCUCGCAAAACUUUUACCUGUUCGAUAUGUCUGAAUCGCCCAACAAGGUCACGCGUGCCGUCCUGCAGGACGGCUCUGGCACACCAAUUCUCAACUCGCCAACACUACUCGAGCGAAGCCUAGAAACACGUCAGGAUGGCAGCGCGUGGCCUUCCUAUAAUGAUACCCUGGCGCCUGAGGCAACUCGUCAGAACUUUGGCAUGGCUCAAGGCUCCGAUGGCAUGAUUGUCUUCACUGGGGGUAAUGACCAGGAGCCUCUAGGCAUGUUCAAUGGCCUUGAGAACAAAUGGAUGAACGCAACUGACCUCCUUGUCGAGGAGAAGGUCAAGGCGCUGAGUCUGAGCAGUAGCAGUACCCGCACGUCCACGUCCUCUGCCUCGACCUCCACCUCCACCUCCAACGAAUCCUCGUUCCUGUCCACGACCAUGUCGACGACCACGUCUACUUCGGCAGACAUUUCCUCCACAGUCUCUGAGACCGCGGCCGCUUCGACGACGGACGCUGCUGCAAGCGGCUCUAAUGACCAAGGUAGCGAUGAUGGUGGCUUGGGCACUGGCGUUGUCUUGGGCAUCACAUUGGGUUCGAUUUUCGCCUUCCUAGUUAUCCUUGCUUUGGCACUCUUUUGCUUGCGCCGCAGGAGGCUCAAUCACCACAAGGCUGCUGCCGCUACAGGUGACGACGGCGACCAAGAUCGGAGCGUCGUUUCAGAAAAGAACCCUGCCAUGUUCACCGACAUUCCACAAAAGCCCCCGCCAUCGCCUGGCCACUACCGUGGACACAAUCCCCAGGGCUCGGCAGAUUCUUACUCAUCCAUGGCCAUCCUAAUGGGUCGCGUGAACCCAGCAAAGGGUCCGGCCAGGAAAGAUAGUAGCGAAUUCGGACGACACUCUGUUGCAUCUAUCCACAAGUAUUUCAAGAGCACCAUCAGCAAGCCCAUUCCCCAGGAUGACAGCAAUCCCAUACUACAUGAUGAACACAAUGGCACCUCUGAUCCUGCCGCAGCUGAGCCUCAGUCUAGAAACCGGAACCUGGCGCCGACAAAUGCCGAUGGCACACGGCGGAGUUCUGGUUGGAAUCGUUACUGGUCAGGGGGGAGCUCUCUACAAAUCCUCGGAUUUGGCGGUAAGCGCAACACCUCGGCUUCAGACCAGAGUUCGCAGUACUCCCAAAGCUCUGCUCAGAACCCCAGCAGAAAGACUCAGGAUUCCGCGACAGUGCCGCCUCUGAACUUUGAGGGGAGGACGGCAAUGCAACGUGUCAACUCGGGAAGCCCCGUCGUUACUGGCCAUGGGCACAAACUCCCAUUUGGCGAGGGGAUUCCUGUCAAAAUCGAACGACCCUCGUCACGAGCCUCUUCAGGGGGCUACUCCAGCGGCAUUCCCGAGAGCGUGAACGAGGCUUGGGAUCCUCCCGGCUCCGACGCUCGCGAGAAGUCAUGGGGUCACGAUCGAGCCCCCAGUAGCGUCUACAACUCUGGUUUCAAUUUUGGCACCGCUCUGGGGCCUACCGAUGCACAGCGACCCUCGCCACCCUCGGGUGUGAGCCAGCAGCCACAGCUGUCGAUGGCGUCCAAGUCAUCGGACAUGAGCUGGCUGAAUCUUGGUAGCCAAAAUCGCGAUCAAAACCGGUACACGCAGUGGCCAGCUACCGGUCCGAGUCAAGCGUAA
Molecule: messenger RNA, 2319 nt
Organism: Emericellopsis cladophorae
Lineage: Eukaryota; Fungi; Ascomycota; Sordariomycetes; Hypocreales; Bionectriaceae
Exons: 1
Coding region: 1-2319 (772 amino acids)
Source: RefSeq, a predicted model, not a curated record